Tupaia belangeri chinensis (Chinese tree shrew) is the source of this 1896-nucleotide messenger RNA. It is a transcript of the gene SLC25A39, whose product is annotated as solute carrier family 25 member 39. Lineage: Eukaryota; Metazoa; Chordata; Mammalia; Scandentia; Tupaiidae. Gene Ontology annotation, biological process: mitochondrial transmembrane transport. Bases 438 to 1517 code for a protein of 359 amino acids. Gene Ontology annotation, cellular component: mitochondrion. The record is from RefSeq and is a predicted model, not a curated record. The transcript is spliced from 12 exons.
GGGAGGAAGAUCGUUCUUCGCAUCCAGACUCGCGAUGGCCUGUCCGGAAGGGUCGGGCCCUGCCGCCUGCAGUCCCAAGGAUGCGGACAGACCCUACCGGGCAGAUUCGUUGACACGUCUCCCUCGAAGCCUGGCCCCGCGUCUCCAAGCCUGGUGAUCCGGCGCUCGCACGUGCCCGCCCCAGGGCUGGGUGUUUUGAUCUUUGGGCCCCCAGGGCUAAACCGUGAGCUUGCUCUUAGUCUCUGUGCCCUGGAAGGGGAAUGGCUUUGGGCCAUUAUUGGCCUUAACCGGUGAUGGCUGUCCCUGGCUAUCCCAGCCGCCUUGCCAAACACCCUCAGAGUGACCUUGGGCAGGUCGUCUCACCUCUCUGAGCCUCGGUUUCCCUAUUGGCACAAUGCUGCUGACAAUGACUGCUUUGAAAGGACUGAAGCUACAAGAUGGCUACCCAGGACCCUGGGGGCAUUAGCCCCCUCCAACAAAUGGUGGCCUCAGGCGCAGGAGCUGUGGUCACCUCCAUCUUCAUGACACCCCUGGAUGUGGUGAAGGUCCGCUUGCAGUCUCAGCGCCCCUCUGUGGCCAGCGAGCUGAUGCCUCCCUCCAGACUCUGGAGCCUCUCCUAUGCCAAAUUGCCUUCCUCUCUUCCAUCCACAGGGAAGUGCCUCCUGUACUGCAAUGGUGUCCUGGAGCCCCUGUACCUGUGCCCAAAUGGUGCCCGCUGUGCCACCUGGGUUCAGGACCCUACGCGCUUCACUGGCACCAUGGAUGCCUUUGUGAAGAUUGUGAGGCACGAGGGCACCAGGACCCUGUGGAGCGGCCUCCCAGCCACCCUGGUGAUGACUGUGCCAGCUACUGCCGUCUACUUCACCGCCUACGACCAACUCAAGGCUUUCCUGUGUGGCCGAAACCUGACCUCUGACCUCUACGCACCCAUGGUGGCUGGAGCGCUGGCCCGCCUGGGCACCGUGACUGUGAUCAGCCCCUUGGAGCUCGUACGGACAAAGCUGCAGGCUCAGCACGUGUCCUACCGCGAGUUGGGCACCCGGGUGCGGGCAGCCGUGGCCCAGGGCGGCUGGCGUUCACUGUGGCUGGGCUGGGGCCCCACAGCUCUUCGGGAUGUGCCCUUCUCAGCCCUGUAUUGGUUCAACUAUGAGCUGGUGAAGGGCUGGUUGAAUGGGCUCAGGCCAAAGGAUCAGACAUCUGUGGGCGUCAGCUUUGUGGCUGGAGGCAUCUCAGGGACGGUGGCUGCUGUCCUGACACUCCCCUUCGACGUGGUGAAGACUCAACGCCAGGUCGCGCUGGGAGCCGUGGAGGCUGUGAGAGUGAGACCCCCACGCGCUGACUCCACCUGGCUGCUGCUGCGGAGGAUCCGGGCUGAGUCGGGCACCAGGGGACUCUUUGCAGGCUUUCUCCCGAGAAUCAUCAAGGCCGCCCCCUCCUGCGCCAUCAUGAUCAGCGCUUAUGAGUUUGGCAAAAGCUUCUUCCAGAGGCUCAACGGGGAACGGCCUCGGGGCCACUGAGAGGGCGAGGAGAAGACCCUGCGCGGUGUCGUGUCCUCCACGGAUGGGGAGAGGGCAGGAGGAGACCGAGCCAAGUGCCUUUUCCUCAGCACUGGGAAGGGGUUUGCCCCCUUCCCUCCACUAGGAGUCUAGGGGUGCUGCCCCCCCGGGUGCCCAGGCCUCCUCCAACAGCUUUCUUCCUGCCGCCUCCCUUUCCUGAGGAUGGCACUGUCCCACCCCCAGGUUCAAGACCAAAUGUGCUUAGCUCCCUGCCCUCCCCGCUCCCCUGUGUUUCCCUGUGUGUUUGCUGUAGCUGAGCCUGUGCCCAGGAGCCAAGAACCUCUGGACCUGGCUUAGUGUCCCCCAUUCAUUCCUGCUGUCUAAAGAUGGUGCACCUCUG